This is a messenger RNA of Juglans regia (Persian walnut), 720 nucleotides long. RefSeq names its product G-type lectin S-receptor-like serine/threonine-protein kinase At4g27290. The transcript has a single exon. Gene Ontology annotation, biological process: recognition of pollen. Bases 1 to 720 code for a protein of 239 amino acids. NCBI's taxonomy places the organism in Eukaryota, Viridiplantae, Streptophyta, Magnoliopsida, Fagales, Juglandaceae. The record is from RefSeq and is a predicted model, not a curated record.
AUGGUCACUGAUGAAGGAGUUCUUGCCCUUCUCAAUCGCACAAAUAAUAUUGUUUGGUCAUCUAAUUCAUCGAGAAGAUCUGAAAAUCCAGUUGCACAGCUCUUGGACAACGGAAAUCUUGUUGUGAAAGAUGGAAAUGUUGAUGACCCAAACAAGUUUUUGUGGCGGAGUUUUGAUUAUCCUUGUGACACAUUUCUACCGGAAAUGAAGAUUGGGAGGAACUUUGUAACUGGUAUUGAUAGAAUUUUAUCAUCUUGGAAAAGCGCGGAAGAUCCUCCUCAAGGUCAGUUUUCAUUACGUAUAGAUCCCCAUAGGUUUCCACAGUUGGUUGUUUUGAACGGAACCAGAAUAAAGGCAAGAGCAGGGCCAUGGAAUGGACUUCAGUUUACGGGAUAUCCUUUCACAAGACACAAUUCAGGAGUUCAGGCUAAAUUUGUGUUGAAUGAGAACGAGGUCUAUUACGAGAUUACACUUGGGAAUAGUUCAGCUUUGACAAGACUUGUGGUAAACCCAUCAGGCAGUGGGCAACGCUUCAUCUGGGCAGAUCAGACACGAAGUUGGAAACUUUUCUUUACACCGACGGAGGCAGAUCAGUGUGAAAAUUAUGCCCUCUGUGGUGCAUUUUCCACCUGCAACCCCAGUAACUCCAAUGUAUGUGCGUGCUUAGAGGGAUUCAUACCAAAAUCUCGAAAAUAUAGUGUAAGAAAGGGGCACCCAUAG